Molecule: messenger RNA, 3941 nt
Organism: Cololabis saira (Pacific saury)
Lineage: Eukaryota; Metazoa; Chordata; Actinopteri; Beloniformes; Belonidae
Gene: lactb
Product: lactamase, beta
Exons: 6
Coding region: 65-1636 (523 amino acids)
Source: RefSeq, a predicted model, not a curated record
AGCAGCUUCUGUCAAACAGCAGCUCAUCAAACAAUACACCAACCGCGGGGAGAGUCCUUAAACAAUGCUGCGGAUAUUUUCGUCUCCGCGUCUUUGUAGCAGGUGUCCUCUGCCAGCACCUCGCCAGUUUUCCUGGACGACACCGCGACAGCAGCGUCACGUUGGCUCUUCAACUUGGUCUAAAUGCACGUCUAGAUCCACGACCUGGAUCUGUGGGGUCGGUGUGGGGAUCGCUAUAGCCGUCGGGCUGAAGUACAACUCUGACCCCGCUGACAGUUUAUGUGAAGGUCCCGUCAGAAAAGCAGAAAAGACAGAUAAAUACAGCAGUGCCAUCAGAACCAGCAGGGAGCUUGUGGAGCGGAUACAGGUAGGCAUGCAGGCUGAGGUGGGAGCUCCUGGACUGGUAGUGGGGGUUUCUGUGGAUGGUGCUCAGGUCUGGAGGGAAGGGAUCGGUUAUGCUGAUUUGGAGAAUCGUGUCCCAUGCACUCCAGAAACAGUGAUGCGAAUUGCCAGCAUCAGUAAGCCCCUCACAUCUGCAGCUGCUGCACGACUCUGCGAGGAGGGCAAACUCGACCUCGACGUGGCUGUCCAGAAAUAUGUCCCAGAGUUUCCUCAGAAGGAAUAUGACGGAAAGAAUGUCACAAUAACCCCUCGCAUGAUUCUUUCGCACUUAAGUGGUAUUCGACAUUACGAGAAGGAUGCAAACAAAGUGAAGGAGGACAGAGAAAAGGCUAAGCGACUCCUUAAAGAGCGAGAGGACCAGAAAAGAUCAGUGGAAAACAAGGAUAAACCCAUGACAGACAAGAGCAGUAAAAACAAAGAACCGACUCAGGCUCAGAAGAAAAAAGAGUUUGAGCAGGAGGAGUACUACUUGAUGAAAAACUUUGAAAAUGUGACUCAGGCCUUGGAGCUUUUCAAGGAUGAUCCGCUCAUUUUCAAACCUGGCACUACUUUUCUGUAUUCCACUCACGCCUUCACCUUGCUUAGCGCCGUUAUGGAGCAGGCUGCCGGCCAGCGUUUCCUGGAUCUCAUGACCAAUAUGUUCCGGGAGCUGGGAAUGCUUGACACAAUUCCUGAUGAGAAUGACCCCAUUAUUUACCACAGAUCCAGGUAUUAUCACCUCAACAAGAAAGGACGUGUUGUGAACUGCCCGUACGUAGACAACUCUUAUAAAUGGGCAGGGGGAGGCUUCCUUUCCACAGUUGGAGACCUGCUGCUGUUUGGUAACGCUCUGCUCUACAGCUACCAGAUAGCUCAACUUGAGAACACUCGGGACUUGCUGCCGGGUUUCCUCAAACCCAAAACAGCCAUAGAGCUGUGGGCACCCGUUGAUAAGACAGAAGCCAGCUGGGAUAAGGAUGGACUGUACGCCCAGGGCUGGCUGGUGGUGGAGAAGGAGCAGAAAUAUGGCCUAUGCAGGAAACGCAGACACUAUGUGUCGCACACAGGAGGCGCUGUAGGAGCCAGUAGUGUUCUUUUGGUUCUGCCCAGCGAGGAGAUGGUCCAACGCCAAGGACAGACCCCCCCCCUCCCACAAGGGGUUGUGGUCACCAUCAUCGCCAACAUGCAGUCUGUGGGACUGAACUCCACUGCACUGAAAAUUGCACACGAGUUUGACAGAGCCAGAAGCGUGUAAGAGUUCGUUGUUUACAAAAAAGAAAAAGUCCAAAUUUACUGGAGCAUUUCAGAUACAUCUUUUCUUGUGUCAUUUCCAUGGAGCUUUUAAAAUGUUUUUUUUAGGGGAUUAAAUGAAGUGUUACCGUACCAUGAAUGUAUUUUUGAAUAUUUUUUUAGCUGCGAAAUGCUUUCAUGACAACUCACGGGGCAAAUGUGUAACCUGUGUGAACGCACUACAACCAUGCAAACACUUGCAUUCACCACCAGCUGCUUUUCCAGAAAGGAAGAUUGUGCAAACAUCUUGCUUACUCUGUAUGCAUAAACAUGAUAAGUCAGAGCAAGUUAACAUAAACAAGAAGUUUCACUUCAAACAAACUUUAUUUUCCCACUUUUCCUUAUUUUUACUGCAAACACAGAUAAUAAGUAUCUGUGUGCAAUGUAUCAUUCACCAACUCUACUGAAUAUAAGGGUAUUUAAUUUAAUCUGACCUGUGGUUGUAGUUUUGGGUUUUUUGAGGGGGUAUUUUUUAGUUAAUGCAGUUCCAUAAAUAGACUGCAGAUAGAAACACACAAUGUCACAAUAAUUAGCAUUUUGGAAAUGAACUAGUCGUAUUCAUAGCUCUAUAUGUCCGUUCCAACUGACUGAACAGUUGUACUGUAUGUGUGUAUUCAGUUCUGGGUAGAGUUGAAUUAAUGCUCCCCUGCAGAUACAGUAGGAUAGCGUCUCUGCCACUGGGUGGAAGCAGAGUCUUGAUUUCACACAAACAUGCCCCAAAUCUAAGAUUUGUAGGGUGUGUGCAAAAUCUAAUGCAUUGGUUUCUUUAUGCAUUUUUUUUUCUGCAUUUUAGUAAAAUAAAAACAUUUGUUGCUCAUUCAAUAGUGGCACACUUCUACCACGUGAACUUUCUAUAGCCUGCUGUGCUAAGAUAUUUAUCCCGAAAAGAAUGUGCUGAUAUAAUAUGAUAAAUCUAUUAAUAACAAAAACUAAAAUGCCCUCGAAAAGUUUUCACUCCUGAUUUAAAAGAAUUUCCAGCAACAAGUCCAACCCGGAUUGUUUUAUGCUUGUAGAAAUGUGAAGCCUGUCAUUAACGGUGUCAGGAAUUUUAAAGAGUCUCUCAGCUUUCAGCAGUCUAAUUUUUGUCGUCAGUGUGGUUAUUUUUAGAUUCAAAGGAUUCUGAUGAAUUGCUUAGUGCAAGCUAAUUAUACCUACGGAAGCUUGCUCGGUUUGCCGUGUGUUGUCUUGCAUUUCCACCCUCGUAAGGGCCAGUUUUAAAUCUGCAGUGCAAGGACAUUUUUGGAAAGGGUGAUCCCCCUAACCAGGAUAGAUAGGUUCAAGGAGUAAUUAUAGCAUAUAUUGAGGUUAGGAUUAGUUAAAGGGUUGAGGUAAGAAUGAGCAACAAAGCGGCGUGGGAGUGUAAAAUAUGGCUGUGGUAAUUUGGGGUUUGACAAGUCAAAAAUAACAGUCAGAUUAUUUUGUAGGAGUCAAAGCAUAUAUUUAAACUGUGACAAAAUUAUAUAAUUAAAACACAUACACAAUAUCUGUUCAUUGUUACAGUGGGUCACUUAGUAUUCGAUGAGUACCACAAACAAAAUGUAGUUUUGCAUUAGUUCAACAAACACUUAUUUUUAUUUAUAUUUGAACAAAUACAUUGAAAUGUCAUGUCUACUUAGACUAGAUACUGCACAAUAUGAUUCAGUUCCCACCCACUCAUAUUAUUUUACAGUUGGUUUACAUUAUGUGUCUUUCUGAAACUAAAUACACAGAAUUCAGAAAUCUCAUCGGAGUAUUCAUCAGCCUUAGGCUUCAUACUGACUUAUCGAAGAGUAAGCAGCUUGUUCUAUUUCUCUGUUGCUCUCCCAUAUUUACAUUCAAAAUGACAUUUGGUCCAAAAUGACAUCGACGUUGUUAGGUGUAGAGCUCCACCACACAAACGGGGGAUAAUAAAUGCACAUGAUAAAAGCAGAUCAUACUCUAGGGUUUACUCUCCAGUACUCUUUUUCAUUGUUCUUUGAGCUCUGCUUCUUGGCUUUCAGCAUCCUGUGUAUGAAAACAAUCAACGGUCACCAAAUAUAAGCGUAUAUUCUGAUUGAUGUAUAAAAACAAGACUACCGGUAUGUAAAUCCUAACAAUAAUAUAUGUAAUAUAUUUAGAUACUAUGAGUGCAUUGGUAAAAACCUAAAUGUUGUAAUUACUUACUUGCGGAGAUAGUAAAUCACCACUGUCAGCGCCACUAAAAUGAGGAUGACAACAAUGACCACAGCUGCAAUUAACCCUGCCCUCUCUGCAUUAGGAGAAGAGCUAAAGAGCUGGAAGUGCUCACAUCU